AUGUUAGCCUAUUCACGUGGUCAAGACUUCUCCUGGCUACGCGAGGAUCGUAAGAUCAUCGAAGAUUUCGGUCUCGUACAGUUGUAUUUUUGGAGAAAUUGGAUUGUGCCACAAAUGCAAAAAAGGACCCGUCGUCGAGUACGUGGAUACGGUUUAUCUGGGAAGUCUGCUGGAAAAGAAGUGACUAUCCGAACGGAAGCAAUGCUGGAAGCACUUGCUUCACUUCUAAACUCAAAUAAGUACUUCUUCGAUGUCAAUGAACCGUCAUGGCUGGAUUGUAAAGCAUUCGCUGUGUUGGUUCAAUUCAAGUACACUCCGUUGCACAAUGAAGCAAGACUCAAGCAAUUCAUGAAGGAUAGAACACCGAAUCUGAUGACAUUUGUGACCCGAAUGAAAGAGGAAUUCUGGUCGGAUUGGGUCACAAUUUCGGAUUGA
Caenorhabditis briggsae is the source of this 435-nucleotide messenger RNA. The transcript is spliced from 4 exons. The record is from RefSeq and is a predicted model, not a curated record. Gene Ontology annotation, cellular component: cytoplasm. Bases 1 to 435 code for a protein of 144 amino acids. NCBI's taxonomy places the organism in Eukaryota, Metazoa, Nematoda, Chromadorea, Rhabditida, Rhabditidae.